Molecule: messenger RNA, 318 nt
Organism: Pipistrellus nathusii (Nathusius's pipistrelle)
Lineage: Eukaryota; Metazoa; Chordata; Mammalia; Chiroptera; Vespertilionidae
Source: the annotation of a GenBank genome assembly
AUGUCAGGAAAAAUAAAAGAACACGUUCUACCUCUGUUUCAGAUUUUUGAAACGCUUAUUUUAAAACCAAAUUUUAAUUUCUUGUGUCCAAAAAUAAGUUUUAAGGACAUCUGUUCUUCCAUACGAAAUAGGGUAGGCUACCCGUUUCUGACGGAGCUCAUGGACUGGUUCUGCUUGGGAUCCUCUGCAUGCGGCCUUUUGGGGAGAGAGGAGUUUGGGGGUUGCCUAGCAACCCACCACCUUGUGCAAACUCAUCUUUCCCUCCCAGAAAGAAAGGAAGGAAAGCCAGGCAAAGUCAGUGAAAGACAAUCUCUGUAG